AUGCCUCCGCCACCCACCACUGUUGCCGCCGGCUGUGGUCGGGGUGUGGACGAGUGCGACAUGUUCUCCGGCCGGUGGGUGUACGACGAGGAGGCGUACGCUCUGUACAAGGAGAGCGCGUGCCGGUUCAUGUCGGAGAACCUGGCGUGCGGGAGGUACGGCAGGACGGACCUCCGAUACCAGCACUGGCGGUGGCAGCCGCACGGUUGCGACCUUCCUAGGUACGUACGUGCCAUACCUACACAUGUCGUUGUCGCGCAUAGUGAAGUGAAGCUGCUGGAGAAGCUGCGCGGGAAGCGGCUGGCGUUCGUGGGCGACUCUCUGAACCGGAACCAGUGGGUGUCCAUGGUCUGCCUCAUCGACAGCGCCACCCAGGGCCUCCACAAGACGCUCAUCUCCGCCGGAACCCUCGUCUCCUUCAACGUGCACGAGCACAACGCGUCGGUGGACUUCUACUGGUCGCCGCUGCUGGUGGAGUCCAACUCCGACCACCCGGUGCGCCAUCGCGUCACAGACCGCACUAUGGGCGCCUCCUGCGGGAAUUUACACGCCCGGCACUGGACGUACGCCGACGUGCUCGUCUUCAACUCCUACCUCUGGUGGCGCCGCCCCUCCAUCGAAGUCCGGUGGGGGUCGUUCGAGGCACCUGCGGCGAAAGAGGACGAGUACUGCGGGGUGACCAAGGCGGUCGACGGCGUGCGCACUUUCGAGCUGGCGCUCGCGACGUGGGCCGACUGGCUCGAGUUCCACGUCGGCCGCGCACGCACCCGCCUCUUCUUCAUGACCAUGUCGCCGACUCACCUCCCCUCCGACGAGUGGGCCGACGACGCCGGCGGCGGCACCAGCCACGGGUGCUACAACGAGACGGAGCCGAUCGCUGCGGCGGAGGAGGGGGGCCGCUACCAGCGUGGCGUCACGGACCCGGCGUUCGCGCGUGCGGUAGAGGAGCAGGCGCGGCGUGGCGUCACGGACCCGGCGUUCGCGCAUGCGGUAGAGGAGCAGGCGCGGCGGCUGGUGAACGUGACGGCGAUGUCGGAGCGGCGCAAGGACGCGCACCCGUCGGUGCACCGGCGGCAGUGGGAGCCCAUCACGGACGCGCAGGCGAGGGACGCGAGCAGCUACGCGGACUGCAGCCACCGGUGCCUCCCCGGCGUGCCCGACGUCUGGAACCAACUCCUCUACGCGCACAUCGUCUCAUGA
Molecule: messenger RNA, 1200 nt
Organism: Triticum urartu
Lineage: Eukaryota; Viridiplantae; Streptophyta; Magnoliopsida; Poales; Poaceae
Source: RefSeq, a predicted model, not a curated record